Molecule: messenger RNA, 1116 nt
Organism: Arabidopsis arenosa
Lineage: Eukaryota; Viridiplantae; Streptophyta; Magnoliopsida; Brassicales; Brassicaceae
Source: the annotation of a GenBank genome assembly
CACAAACUUACAGAGAGACAUAGACCUAUAAGCCAUUCAUAAUCUUCUCGCUUCUUGUUCUUUAUUCUGAAGAAUUAAUGGGGAAUCUUUUCUGUUGCGUGCUUGUGAAGCAAUCAGAUGUUGCUGUCAAGGAGAGAUUUGGCAAAUUCCAAAAAGUACUGAAUCCAGGUCUCCAGUUUGUUCCCUGGGUCAUCGGUGAUUACGUCGCCGGUACACUGACCCUCCGUCUUCAGCAACUCGAUGUUCAGUGUGAAACCAAAACAAAGGACAAUGUGUUUGUGACAGUGGUUGCAUCCAUACAAUACAGAGUCUUGGUUGACAAGGCAAGUGAUGCUUUUUACCGACUCAGCAAUCCAACCACCCAAAUCAAAGCCUACGUCUUUGAUGUGAUCAGAGCAUGUGUUCCAAAGCUGAACUUGGACGAUGUGUUCGAGCAGAAGAAUGAAAUCGCCAAAUCUGUGGAAGAAGAGCUAGACAAAGCCAUGACUGCUUAUGGUUACGAGAUCCUUCAAACCCUAAUCAUCGACAUCGAGCCUGAUCAACAGGUUAAACGUGCCAUGAACGAAAUCAACGCCGCGGCGAGGAUGAGAGUGGCAGCGAGCGAAAAAGCAGAGGCUGAGAAAAUCAUUCAGAUCAAAAGAGCAGAGGGUGAAGCAGAGUCAAAGUACCUGUCGGGACUCGGAAUCGCUCGGCAGAGACAAGCGAUCGUGGAUGGUCUGAGAGACAGUGUUCUAGGGUUCGCAGGAAACGUGCCAGGGACGUCAGCCAAGGAUGUGUUGGACAUGGUGAUGAUGACUCAGUACUUUGAUACAAUGAGAGAUAUCGGAGCAACUUCUAAAGCCUCGGCCGUGUUUAUCCCUCACGGUCCCGGCGCCGUCUCUGACGUGGCAACGCAGAUUCGAAAUGGAUUAUUACAGGCCAACAAUGCCUCCUCCUCCUAAUCACUCAAGUCAAAUUGUUUUGGUCGUCUCUUUUAAUACUUUUGUAUCUUUUUUAUUAAAAAGGUAAAUAUAUAAUGGUGUGCUGAUUGUGAUUUGUCAUUAUGUAUUUAUGUUUGUACCUAUCUCUUCUGUGAGUUGUGUAUCUUUUAAAAGUCAAUAUAAAUUUCAGUUUGCG